AUGCCCGCCCGAACCGCUCCGGCCCGGGUGCCCGCGGUGGCCUCCCCGGCCAUCUCACUGCCCGACGAUGUCCGCAGGCGGCUCAAAGAUUUGGAAAGAAAUAGCUUAACAGAAAAGGAAUGUGUGAAGGAGAAAUUGAAUCUCUUGCAUGAAUUUCUGAAAACUGAAAUCAAGACUCAGUUGUGCGACUUAGAAAGGAAAUUGCAUAAAGAAGAAUUAUCAGAGGAGGGCUACCUGGCUAAAGUCAAAUCCCUUUUAAAUAAAGAUUUGUCCUUGGAGAAUGGAACUCAUGCUCGGGAAGUGAACGGCUGUGUAGAAAACGGGAGCCAUACUAGUGGUGUGCACCGCAGAGUGGGAAUGGCAGAGGCCAACAAACCUUCCAAACUGGUUUCAAAACGUCGCCUGUCCCGGAGAAGCAAGUCCGAUGGAGAAAGCAAGCUUGAAGUUUCGCCUAGCCCCAGGAUUACAAGGAAAGCCACCAGGCAGACCACGAUCACGUCCCAUUUUGUGAAAGGCCCUGCCAAACGGAAACCUGAUGACGAACCUGUAAGAACAAACUCAGAAGAGUCUACUGAUGAAGAAGAGAAAGACCAGGAUGAAAAGAGACGCAGAGUUGCCUCCCAAGAACCAGUUGCUAAAGAAGAGCUGAAAAGAGUAAAACCAGGAACUACCACGGAAAGGAAAGAAGUAAGAGAUGAAAAAGUAGAAAAGAGACUCAGGAGUCGAGCCAAAGAACCAACACCUAAACGGAAGCCUAAGGAGGAGCCGGACAAAGGAACAGUAUCAGGAACUGAUGCCGAAAGGGAGGAGGAAGGAGACAAGAAAGAUGAAAAGAGGCACAGAAGCCAUCCUAAAGAGCUGACUGCCAAGCGGAGACCUGAAGAAAGGGAACCUGAGAGAGAAAACCCACAAGAUGCUGAUUCUGAUGAAGAUGAGGAUGAACAGGAGGAGAAGAGACGCAAAACUACAAGCAAAGAACAAAAUGAGAAAAAAACACCUCGAACCAAAUCCCUAGUGUUCUCCAAGACCAACUCCCCGAAGUGUGUUCUGUGUGGACAGUGCUUGGACGAUCCUGAACUCAAGUAUGUCCAGUAUCUCCUGGAUGCGGUGGACGAGCCACAGAUGCUGACCUAUGAGAAACUGUCCAUCUUCGAUGACAGCGAGUCUGGCUUUGAGAGCUAUGAUGCUCUUCCCCAGCACAAACUGACAUGCUUCAGUGUGUACUGUAAGCACGGUCACUUGUGCCCGAUUGAUGCCGGCCUCAUUGAGAAGAAUGUCGAGCUCUGCUUUUCUGGCUCAGCAAAACCCAUAUAUGAUGAUGACCCCUCUAUUGAAGGUGGUGUGAAUGGCAAAAACCUGGGCCCCAUCAAUGAAUGGUGGAUUACUGGCUUUGAUGGAGGAGAAAAGGUCCUGAUUGGCUUGAGCUCCUCGUAUGCUGAAUACAUCCUGAUGGAGCCCAGCCCCGAGUAUGCCCCGAUCUUUGGACUGAUGCAGGAAAAGAUCUACAUCAGUAAGAUAGUAGUCGAGUUGCUGCAGAACAAUCCUGAUUCUACCUAUGAAGACUUGAUCAAUAAGAUUGAGACCACUGUUCCGUCUUCUGCACUCAACCUGAAUCGGUUCACAGAGGAUUCUCUCCUUCGCCACGCCCAGUUUGUGGUGGAACAAGUUGAGAGUUACGAUGAGGCUGGAGACAGUGAUGAGCAGCCCAUCCUCCUGACAGCCUGCAUGAGAGACCUGAUCAAGUUGGCUGGGGUCACCCUCGGCCAGAGACGAGCCAAGCGGCGUCGGACCAUCCGACACUCUGCCAAGGUGAAGGACAAGGGGCCCACCAAAGCCACCACCACCAAGCUGGUCUACCAGAUCUUUGACACUUUCUUCGCUGAGCAGAUUGAGAAAGAUGACAAAGAGGACAAGGAGAAUGCGUUUAAACGUCGGCGCUGUGGUGUCUGUGAGGUUUGUCAGCAGCCCGAAUGUGGGAAGUGUAAAGCCUGCAAGGACAUGGUUAAGUUUGGUGGCAGUGGACGUAGCAAACAGGCUUGUCAAAAGAGGAGGUGUCCCAAUAUGGCCAUGAAGGAGGCAGAUGACGAUGACGAAGUCGAUGAUAAUAUCCCAGAGAUGCCAUCACCCAAGAAAAUGCAUCAAGGGAAGAAAAAGAAACAGAACAAGAAUAGGAUCUCUUGGAUUGGAGAAGCUGUCAAGACUGAUGGGAAGAAGAGUUACUAUAAGAAGGUAUGCAUUGAUUCGGAAACCCUGGAAGUGGGGGACUGUGUCUCUGUUAGUCCCGAUGAUUCCUCAAAACCGCUGUAUUUAGCAAGAGUCACGGCCUUGUGGGAGGACAGCAGCAAUGGACAGAUGUUCCAUGCCCACUGGUUCUGCGCUGGGACAGACACCGUCCUGGGAGCAACCUCAGACCCUCUCGAGCUGUUCCUGGUAGAUGAGUGUGAAGACAUGCAGCUUUCUUACGUUCACAGCAAAGUGAAGGUGCUGUAUAAAGCCCCGUCGGAAAACUGGGCCAUGGAGGGAGGCAUGGAUCCUGAGCCCAUGAUGGCAGAGGAUGAUGGGAAGACCUAUUUCUACCAGUUGUGGUACGAUCAGGACUAUGCAAGGUUUGAGUCUCCUCCAAAUAUGCAUCCGACGGAGGACAACAAGCACAAGUUCUGUGUGAGCUGCGCCCGUCUUGUUGAAAUGAGGCAAAAAGAAAUCCCCAGGGUCAUGGAGCAGCUUGAGGAUCUGGACACCCGGUUCCUCUACAAAUCCGCCACCAAGAAUGGCACCCAGUACCGGGUGGGAGAUGGUGUGUACCUGCUGCCCGAGGCCUUCACAUUCAACAUCAAGCUGUCCAGUCCUGUGAAACGGCCCCGGAAGGAGCCUGUGGACGAAGAUCUGUAUCCGGAACAUUACCGGAAAUACUCUGAUUACAUCAAAGGCAGCAACCUGGAUGCCCCUGAGCCAUACCGAAUUGGCCGGAUAAAGGAGAUCUUCUGUACCAAGAAAGGCAAUGGCAGGCCCAAUGAGACAGACAUCAAGAUCCGGAUCAACAAGUUUUACAGGCCAGAAAACACCCACAAGUCCACCCCAGCGAGCUAUCACGCAGACAUCAACCUGCUUUACUGGAGUGAUGAGGAGGCCGUGGUGGACUUCAAGGCUGUGCAGGGCCGCUGUACCGUGGAGUACGGGGAGGACCUGCCCGAGUGCCUGCAGGACUACUCAUCGAGGGGCCCGGACCGCUUCUACUUCCUCGAGGCCUAUAAUGCAAAAAGCAAAAGUUUUGAAGACCCUCCCAACCAUGCCCGGAGCCCUGGAAAUAAAGGGAAAGGGAAAGGAAAAGGGAAAGGCAAGGCGAAGUCUCCAGCAAGUGAGCCGAGUGAGCCAGAGGAACAAGUCAAGCUGCCCAAACUUCGCACUCUGGAUGUGUUUUCUGGCUGUGGGGGGCUGUCGGAAGGAUUUCACCAAGCAGGCAUCUCUGAAACCUUGUGGGCCAUUGAGAUGUGGGACCCUGCAGCCCAGGCAUUCCGCUUGAACAAUCCUGGGUCCACAGUGUUCACAGAGGACUGCAACGUCCUGCUGAAGCUGGUCAUGGCCGGGGAGGAGACCAACUCCCGCGGCCAGAAGCUGCCUCAGAAGGGAGAUGUGGAAAUGCUGUGUGGUGGGCCACCCUGCCAAGGGUUUAGCGGCAUGAACCGCUUCAAUUCUCGCACGUACUCCAAGUUCAAAAACUCCCUGGUGGUCUCCUUCCUCAGCUACUGUGACUACUACCGACCCCGCUACUUCCUUCUGGAGAACGUCAGGAACUUUGUCUCCUUCAAGCGCUCCAUGGUCCUGAAGCUAACCCUCCGGUGCCUGGUCCGCAUGGGCUACCAGUGCACAUUCGGCGUGUUGCAGGCUGGCCAAUACGGGGUGGCGCAGACGCGGAGGCGGGCCAUCAUCCUGGCUGCGGCCCCCGGAGAGAAGCUCCCCCUGUUCCCAGAGCCACUGCACGUGUUUGCGCCCCGGGCCUGCCAACUGAGCGUUGUGGUGGACGACAAGAAGUUUGUCAGCAACAUAACGAGGUUGAGCUCGGGUCCGUUCCGAACCAUCACAGUGCGGGACACGAUGUCUGACCUCCCUGAGGUCCGGAAUGGUGCUUCGGCGUUAGAGAUCUCGUACAACGGGGAGCCUCAGUCCUGGUUCCAGAGACAGCUGCGGGGCACGCAAUACCAGCCCAUCCUGCGAGACCACAUCUGUAAGGACAUGAGCGCACUGGUGGCUGCCCGGAUGCGGCACAUCCCGUUGGCUCCUGGCUCAGACUGGCGCGACCUGCCCAACAUUGAGGUGAGGCUCUCAGAUGGCACCAUGACCAAGAAGCUGUGUUAUACCUACCAUGACCGGAAGAACGGCCGCAGCAGCAGCGGGGCCCUCCGAGGAGUCUGCUCCUGUGUGGAAGCAGGCAAGACCUGUGACCAGUUGGCCCGGCAGUUCAACACCCUCAUCCCCUGGUGCUUGCCCCACACUGGGAACAGGCACAACCACUGGGCAGGCCUCUACGGACGGCUCGAAUGGGAUGGCUUCUUCAGCACAACCGUCACUAACCCCGAGCCCAUGGGCAAGCAGGGCCGAGUGCUUCACCCCGAGCAACACCGUGUGGUGAGUGUGCGGGAGUGUGCCCGUUCCCAGGGCUUCCCUGACACCUACCGGCUCUUCGGCAACAUCCUGGACAAGCACCGGCAGGUUGGUAAUGCCGUACCGCCACCCCUAGCCAAGGCCAUUGGCUUGGAGAUCAAGCUCUGUGUGUUGGCUAAAGCUAGAGAGAGUACCUCAGCUAAAAUCAAGGAGGAGAAAGUUACCAGGAUCUAG
This is a messenger RNA of Chrysochloris asiatica (Cape golden mole), 4833 nucleotides long. RefSeq names its product DNA (cytosine-5-)-methyltransferase 1 (gene DNMT1). The coding region runs from base 1 to 4833 and encodes 1610 amino acids. The transcript is spliced from 40 exons. NCBI's taxonomy places the organism in Eukaryota, Metazoa, Chordata, Mammalia, Afrosoricida, Chrysochloridae. Gene Ontology annotation, cellular component: nucleus. Gene Ontology annotation, molecular function: zinc ion binding; DNA (cytosine-5-)-methyltransferase activity; DNA binding. The record is from RefSeq and is a predicted model, not a curated record.